GAACCCUCCGGCGCCGGGGAGGCGUUUGGGGCGGGGAAGGAGAAAGGUGGCACACCGCCCCCUCCCUCCCUCGGCCUGAAGCAGCCGCGGCAGCAGCAGUAGCAGCAGGAGCGCCACGUCUCCGAGGGAUCCGGCGUAGGCAAGUCCGGGGCCUGGGGGCGGCUUCUGUUCUGAGGCGGGGGAGCACGGCUGCCUGGGCUGGGAAGGCUCUCUGUGGGCAGGCCUUCGGAGGACGGAGCGCUUCCGAGGUACAUUUGGGGCGGGGAAUCAAGCCAGGGCUUCCCGAGCGUGAGGGGUUUCUUCGCCGCCGCCUUCUUGUCACUCCCAGCUGUCUGGGGGAUUCUGGGAGCGGCAGCCCAGAAGGGAAAAACAAAAUAAACAGGCCCUCAACCCAGAAGGACUGCCAAGGAAUCUGCGGGGCUGGAGGCUCUUUUUCCAGGAAGGAACUGCACACAGGAUCCCUCGCUUCAGCAAAGCCUGGGGGUCCUGUGAAAUGCAUGAGGGUUGCCCCACGUGAAGGCCCAUAGGCACACAUCAUCAUCAUCGUCACCAUCACUGACAUUUCCAUCCUCCUUGUUGAAUCAGCUGAGCGCCUGGGAAGAGAGACUCCAAGGCUACUUCAGUGAUCUCCAAUAACUCUGGAAUUGCCUGCCAACUUGACUUGGACUGAACUGAGUUGCCUGCUGUAAAUCAACAGAUGAGAAAGACUUAGUCUUGUGCAAUCUCCUUGCUAGGAGGCUUGCUUAUGGAUACACACAGGACUCCGUAGUUCACUUCGAAGAGGUGUUAUCCCGCUAGGGAAAACAUUGUCCCUGCAUCUUGACUACACCCGCCAUGGACUCUUCAAUGGUCCUGCUGGAAAAGCAAGCCAACAACAGUGGCCCAUGCACUUCUGAGAGGCAUGUGAACCUUGAGGUGAAAUUGAAUGAGCUAGCAGAAGGAGAUAGUUUCAAUAUUGCUAGUGAAAAGGAGAGCCAAGUUCCACUGAAAGAGGAAAGCCUGGUGCCAAACAGCAGCAAGAGCCCUUGUGCAAACGGACCAGAGUCUCACUAUCCCAACCUCCCCUUGCCUUUUGAUCCCAAUGGCGGUCCACAUGAGGAAGAACCAGCUCCAGGUGUGCCUGGUUUCCAUGACAACCUAAAGUCGGUCCGGGGAGCUAGUGCUGAGGGCGUAGUUCUUAGGAAGGAAGCGUUGCAGUCCCUCAAACUAAGCCUUCCCAUGCAAGAGACUCAAUUGUGCUCUACAGACUCUUCUCUUCCAUUGGAGAAGGAAGAACAGAUCAGGCUUCAGGCAAGACAUCGCCUUGAAGAGCAGCUCAAGCAGUACCGUGUCAAAAGGCAUCAGGAGAGACAGUAUACAGCUAAGAAUCGUCCUUGCAGUACCCUGGAUCCUGAACUGAUGCUAAAUCCUGAGAUCUUGCCGAGAGCCAGCACUGUGGCAAUGACAAAAGAAUACUCCUUUCUGCGAACGAGUGUUCCACGGGGACCAAAACUGGGAAGCCUGGGCCUUCCAACACAUUCAGGUGAAAGAAAAAGUUCUAAAUCUUCCCGGUCGAGUAGAAUUCGAUCUCUGGCUGAUUAUAGGACUGAAGAUGCAGAGGGAAGCCCCAGGGGAGCUGCUCCAGGGACCGAUUCGCCCAGUGGAUCACUAAAGCAAAACCGAAGCAGUCUGACAUCUGUUAUCUCUGAGAUCAGGGUAACACCCGAUCCCGAUGACCGGUUGGAGAAUUCCUCCUUGGCUGGAGACAGCAUGUCAGAAAUUGAUGGAAGUGAAGCCGGAAUCAGGCUGGAUGGCAAUGAAAGUGAUAGUUCCAGCUACAGCAGUGUAUCAGGAAGGGGAAUGUAUGGUAUGCUGCUCAAUGCAGAGAGCAGGCAGAGUGUUUCUUUUCCAGUCAAUGGCCAAGAGGUCCCUUUGGAUGCAGUUGGACAGUUCCCUUCCAUCAGAGAGGUGCUACAGGCAGCUGCAACAGAACAUCAUGCCCAGGAUCCAGAAAUCAACGGAGAAGCAAGGAGCCGGAGAGACAGCAUUUCCAGCAGUAUAUCAAUGGAGAGUUCUGUCGCAGGCACGCAUGAUGAAAUGUUGCAGGUCCUCAAAGAAAAGAUGAGGCUUGAAGGACAGCUAGAAGCACUGUCAUUAGAAGCCAAUGAGGCUUUCAAAGAAAAGACAGAAUUGCAAGCCCAGCUUGCUGCUUUGCACAUGAAGCUCAAGACCCAGAUGGAGCAUAGCGAGAGCAGCCAGCAGAAGCAGGACUCUCUGAAUGUGGAGGUGGCCACCUUAAAACAGUCUUGCUGGGACCUGGAACGAGCCAUGGCAGAGCUGCAGGCAGCGCUGGAGGCCAAGAAUGCUGGCCUAGCCGCUUCCAGCAAUGACCUGCAGGUGGCAGAAGAGCAAUACCAAAGGCUGAUGGGGAAAGUCGAAGACCUGCAGAAAAGCAUCCUAACGAAGGAUAGCACAGUGCAUGAUCUCCGGCAGCAGCUUUCGUCCUUACAAAGCCAGCUCCAGCAGGUGCAGUUGGAACGCACAACAUUGACGAAUAAGCUGAAAUCAUCUCAAGCAGAGAUUGCCUCAUUGCAAAAAGUACGGCAGUGGUACCAACAGCAGUUGGCUGUGGCCCAGGAAGCAAGGGUUCGGCUGCAGAGCGAGAUGGCAAACAUCCAGGCUGGCCAGAUGACACAGGUGGGCCUAUUGGAGCAUCUCAAGCUGGAGAAUGUAACACUCUCUCAUCAGUUAACAGAGACUCAGCACAGAUCCAUCAAAGAGAAGGAGCGAAUAGCUACGCAGUUACAAAAUAUAGAGGCUGACAUGUUAGAUCAAGAAGCAGCUUUUCUGCAGAUCCAAGAAGCGAAGACAAUGGUGGAAGACGAUUUACAGAGAAAACUGACAGAGUUUGAGGAUGAGAAGGAGCAACUCCAGAAAAUGGCUGAUUCUGCAACAAUGUUGGAGCAGGAGCUAGAAAAGGUUAAAUUGACAUUGCAUCAACGAGAUCUUCAGGUUGAGGCUUUACAGCAGGAACAACUAGAUCUCAUGAAGCAGUUGAGCUCCACCCAGGAGACAUUGCAGACCCGCGAGGAGUCCCUGGCUGACCUGCAGAGACGUUACGAUGAGUUGGAGGCCAGGCUGAUGGAGCUGCAGGGGGAAGCCACCUCAAAGGAUGACUCAAUCCGAUACUUGCAGAAUGAGAAGAUCGUCCUGGAAGUAGCACUACAGGUUGCAAAAGCAGGCAAAGAAGGGCUUGAUGAAGGAGUUCAGCAUUUAGAAGAGAGUACAGAGGCAGCCUCAGAUGUUUUACAGCAAUUGAGGCAAGAAAUAGCCAUCAAAUCAAGUCAGGUGGAGAAUCUGCAACAAGAAAGCAUGGCCUUCAAGAAACAGACACAAAAGAUAAAGGAACAAUUACUUCAACAAAAGGUAAUGGUGGAAGCUUACCGUAGAGAUGCAAGUUCCAAGGACCAACUGAUCAGUGAACUGAAGGCUACCAAAAAGAGGUUGGACUCCGAAAUGAAGGAGUUAAGACGAGAACUUCUCCACCUUCAGGAUGAGAAGAAAUUGGUGGACAUUGAAAAUGCAAAGCUGGCAAAGGAAGUGUCUCGUGUCCAGCAGCAAUUGGAAGAGCUGGAAAGUCAGCUGCAAGUGGCCCAGAGAGAGCGGGAUGGCAUGGAGGCGGAGUUGCAGUCCGUGCAGUUUGACAGAGAGCAGAUGUCUGUUCUUGCUGAGACGAAUGAAACAUUAAAACGGCAAAUUGAUGAAAUGCAACAAGAAACAAAAUCGGCCAUUACAGAACAGAAGCAGAAAAUGAAGCGACUGGGAUCAGACCUGACCACAGCCCAGAAGGAGAUGAAAGCCAAGCACAAAGCCUAUGAAAAUGCUGUUGGGAUCCUUAGUCGCCGACUGCAGGAAGCCCUCACUGCAAAGGAGUCCUCUGAAGCAGAGCUGAGCAAGUUAAAGGCGCAAAUCUCUGAUUGUGGAACUAGCCAGGCUGGUUUAGAAAAGAUUCAAGCUCUAGAGACAGAGCUGCAGGUGCUCAGUCACAGUAAGAUGGUAUUAGAAAAAGAGCUGCAAGAAGUCAUUUCGCUCACCAGCCAGGAGCUUGAGGAGUAUAGAGAAAAGGUCCUGGAACUUGAAGAUGAGCUUCAAGAAGCAAGGGGCUUCCGGAGGAAGAUUAAGCGUUUGGAAGAAAUGAAUAAGAAGCUCACCUUGGAACUAGAACAUGAACGGGGAAAACUCACUGGCUUGGGCCAGUCCAAUGCUGCUCUUCGAGAACAUAAUCGGAUCCUUGAAGCAGCACUGGCCAAGAGGGAGGCUGAUCUGGUGCAACUGAAUCUGCAGGUCCAGGCUGUUCUGAAGCGUAAAGAAGAGGAAGAUCAGCAGAUGAGGCAGCUCAUUCAGGCCUUGCAGACAGCCUUGGAAAGAGAGAAGACAAAAGUCAAAGACCUCAAAGAACAGAUUGUGACAGCCAAAGCUGAAGCAGCACAUAAUCGGCGCCACUACAAAGCUGCUGCGCUUGAACUCAGUGAGGUGAAGCGAGAACUCCAGGCCAAAGAUGCGCUCAUCCAAGCUCUCCAGGCUGAAGUCAACAAACUGCAGGUCACAGAAGGGAAGCAUUCGGAAGAAGUGUCCCAGUUCCAGCAAGAACUAGCAGAAGCCCGAUCCCAGCUUCAGCUUCUGGAGCAUCAGUUGAAUGAGCAACUGAACAAGCAACCAGCAGAGAAUCAAGAGGUGGAAGACCUCAAGUGGGAAGUAGAACAGAAGGAGAGAGAGAUCCAGGCCCUGAAGCAGCAGCUGGACUUGACUGAGCAGCGCAACCAGAAAGAGUUGGAGGGAGUGCAAGUAGUUCUGCAGAAUAUCAAGACAGAGCUGGAGAUAGCCCAGGACAAUUUGUCCUUAACUCAGAAAGAUAAGUUCAUGCUUCAGGCAAAAGUGACUGAACUGAAGAACAGUAUGAAGACCCUGUUACAGCAGAACCAGCAGCUGAAGUUGGACUUGAAGCACGGAAAGAUGAAAAAGAAAAAAGAGCUGAAGGGAGAGACAAAUUCAAAUCCCGUAACCCCAGUGAAGAUUCCUGACUGUCCAGUCCCUGCAGCUUUGCUGGAAGAGCUGUUGAAACCACCUUCCGCUGUUAGUAAAGAGCCUUUGAAGAACCUCAACAGCUGCCUCCAGCAACUCAAGCAGGAGAUGGACAGCCUUCAGCGUCAGAUGGAAGAGCACACAAUAACAGUCCACGAAUCAAUGUCUUCUUGGACUCAGAUAGAAGGGCAAUUAGUGGACCUUUCUCCCACCUUUCCUGCCACUGCCUUGGACCCCCAGACUCUUCCUGCAGCAGACCGAAAGGAACGCAAUCAAAGUGCUGGCGAAAAAGAAGGGUUGGGGCAGUAAUGUCACUGUCUCCAUUUCUUCUCUUCAUAACUGGUCAAUAUCAAUGACACACCAGAGCAGAUGACCAGUGCAAGCCAGUAACCUCUCAGUGGUCUUGAACCUUGAAACAGAGGAAAUGGAUUCAGGAUACCCAACCAAAGGCCAGCAGAGAGCUUUGAUUCCCUUGGAAGAUGCCUUUUGCACAUUGCUGUUGUUGUUGUUAUGUCGUCUUUGAGGACAUUUUGAGCACAGGCUGUGUCUAAAUAGUCCGGCUUGGUUCUGCCUUGAAGUACCUGUUUGUGUGUGUACAUUUUUUUAAAGAGGCUUAUUUAACACAAAACACAAAGGUUUUGUUUUUAAUGUUGGAUGUUUGAAAAAUACUGUAUAUAUAUAUAUAUAUAUAUAAUAUACAUGGGGUCUAGGAAAGCUAGCCCUAAAAUCAGAGCUUUUAAGAAAUGUAAUUUACUUAUUUUAUCUCUCAAAUGAAUGUUAUAUACUGCCUAUAAAUCCCCAUUUGUUAGCUUUAAUUCCCCUUAAAUUUUCCCUUCUAAUGCAGGGAUGGGGAAUGUGUGACUCUUCAGAUGUUGGGCUACAUCUUCCAUCAGCCCUAGCUAAGGCUGAUGAGAGUUGCAGCUCAGUAUCUGAAAUACUUCAUGUUCCCCAAUCCUGCUGUUAUGCCCAUCUUGCCCAGUGUUCAUGUAGUCUUCUUUAAGAAAUACACCCUGCUGUUCUGCAGUUAGCAGGCUGAAACAACAACCACCCCAAGUCCUUUCAGGGAGAGGGGACAGACUGACUGACUGACUGACUGACUAUAAAUAAAGCUUAUUAUUAUUAUUAGGUUUUCCUUUUUAAAAAUCUGUCUCUCUUAGUUGGCAGUGCAAACCAUCCUCCUUUUUUCCAUAGGUUCCAGGUGUUGGUUUUGUUUAUUUUCACAGCUUCAGAGUGCAAUCUAGGAUGCGUUAGGGCAGUGGUUCUCAACCUGUGGGUCCCCAGGUGUUUUGGCUUACAACUCCCACAAAUCUCAGCCAGUUUACUAGCUGUUAGGGUUUCUGGGAGUUGUCAGCCAAAACAUCUGUGGACCCACAGGUUGAGAACCACUGUGUUAGGGGAAAAUGAGCGGGCGGAUGUGUAUGUAGGAUGCCAUGUAUCUUGGAUGGAAGUUGUGGAAGUCUGAGAUGUAAGUGAUUUCAGAGCUUAGGGCUAGAUGUUAGGAGGCACACAGAUUGGUUGUGCAAAGGUUGUGUCUAUUCCUCCUUCUUCUUCUGAUGGUUGUGUCUAUUCCCCUUCUUUACAACAUCAUAUUAUGGUAUAUAUUUAACUACCACAAAAAAUGUCAGUCAUCAGUGCAAUUUUCCUGCCUACCCCUUUGCUGUAAUGUUUAGGAUAGAAUAUGCAGCAUAUUUUUCUAGCCUGAUUCAGUGGAUUAUUCGUAUCCAACUCAAAGGUGCUCAAUGCCCAAUCUGAAGACUGGUGCACCAGUUACAUACAAUGGUGGUUGUCUUAAAAAAAGAGAGAGUAACAGAGAGGGAUAGUAGCAUGUGGGUCCCAUGUUUCAAUCUGGGGUUGAAGAUGGGACCCAGGUCCGAAGAUGAUGAUGACUACAACAUUAGACUUUAUAGAGAGGGAAGAAAGUGAGAAAAUGCAUAUUUGUUACUUUCAUAAUGUCCAGUUCUGGCCUGGUAGUUGGACUGAGCGAUAGAAAAUAAGAAAACUUGUAAAGUGGGUUGAGAAUCCCAGCCUGUGAGAAUGAUGCUAUCUGUAUAUUAGGGGUUUUUUAACGAGUAAGCUUAUCAUAGAAAGGAUGCUGUCUUUUGUGUGUGUAAGGAGUGUUUUAGUACAGAAGGUUUUUUUCCUCCCAGUUAACAUGACAAAGUGGUACUCUGUGGAAUUCAAAACCACCUUUGCUCCGGGGCAAUGUUACAUAAUGUAUUCCCCAUGCUGCUUUCAAAAUGCUGACUUCUUCUGAAGGCUUGAUUUGCUGUUCUGUUCUUCACUGUGAGUUUUUCAUGUUUUUAAUACUUCUAGUUUUGAAACUCUGGCAAGAUGAUUUCAUUUUUGCAUAUAAUAUGAAGGCAAGGUACUUUAAAAAAAUGUAAAGGGUUUUAACAUUGUAGGGGAAGGACUGUCAGCAAAUAUCACAUUGCUUAUUUCAUAUGACUGAUCAACUGUUAUCAAAAUGACACACUGAAAGCUUUAUUGACUAAUCUAGCUAUGCUGGUGGCUUUUAUUACUAUGUCUGUUUUAUGGAUUAAUUUGUAAGAAGUAAUGGUUUUUGCUGCUGUUUAUAUUCUAGCCUCUAUAGUUCCUAAUUUAAAAUUGGAAGAAAUACUGUAGUAUUUACACACCAAAGUUAAUGUUGUGUAUUAAUUAAUAUAUAUCUUCAGGUCCAAAAUAUGCACAGAUGGAAUGUUCAUGUUACCAUUCUACUUAGAACACUAUUAUUUAUGAGAAAAGACCCAGGAUUUGUGAAUUUUGAGUAUGACAACUUCUGUGUACCAUUCACAGUCCUGUUAAGCGUCAAAAAAGCAGAUUAUUCACAGCUUAAAUGAAAGGUUGUAUAUUCAUACAGCCAUGUAAGGCUUGGAGUGAUUGAGCGUCAAGUGCAUAUUAUCUAAAGAACAUUGGGUUUCUUCUUUUAAUCAGCCAAUGGAAGACAUUUCUCUUCCUGAGACAUUUAAACUCUUAUAUCCAUCGGUAGUUGUCAUUUUGACCAGAAAAGAAGUGGGACUUCUCAGCAAAGUGAAUCCCAAAGCUUGCUCCCUGGGAGGCGUUCUUUUUAAAAGGUGCUGUCUUGUAUUUCAGGGAACAGUUCUGUCAAGCUCAAUCAAGCCAAGUAGAUUUAAGUAAUUUGGACAGGAGUGCCAUGUUGACAUGGCCAUGCUUUUUGUAAUUGUUUCAAGGAAAUUGGAAAUUGAGAGGUGCUUUCUAUAUCCCUUUCUUCAUCCCUGGAGGUCUAAUAUAUCUGUUUUGCUAUGUUCUAAAAGGUCUGAGGGGGAGAAACCCAACACUUCUGUCUUUGUACUGAGAAGACAUACUGUAUUUCAUCGCAUAAUAGUCACACUUUUGUCCCUUUUUUAAUUGAAAAAGGGGGAGGUGCAACUAUUACACCAUGAAGAAAAAUCUGCCUUUGAGUCUCUGGUUUUUGUUUUUAAAAAAAUUAACUGCCUUAUUUCCAAGACAGAAGGAGGAGGGAAGAUUCUCCCUCCCUCCCUCCCUCCCUUCCUUCCUUCCUUCCUUCCUGCCCCAAGGCAAGGCAGUUUACAAAAGGCAAGGCAGCUUACAAAAUCUGAAAUGGAGUUCUUUAGAGGAAGGAGGGAAGAUCCAAAUUCCAGACUCCUCCAUUUCAGGUUUUUAUAUCUGUGUUAAGGCCUUGGAGGAAGGAGGGAAGCUGGAAUCAGCCCCAAAUAGCUUUGCAACUGUUAUGCAAGGAACACAAAAAUACUGAUUUUGCCACCCUAAAAAUGA
Messenger RNA from Anolis sagrei ordinatus, 8814 nucleotides. Lineage: Eukaryota; Metazoa; Chordata; Lepidosauria; Squamata; Anolidae. The record is from RefSeq and is a predicted model, not a curated record.